This is a messenger RNA of Moesziomyces antarcticus, 1617 nucleotides long. RefSeq lists its product as uncharacterized. Gene Ontology annotation, biological process: 'de novo' NAD+ biosynthetic process from L-tryptophan. NCBI's taxonomy places the organism in Eukaryota, Fungi, Basidiomycota, Ustilaginomycetes, Ustilaginales, Ustilaginaceae. Bases 1 to 1617 code for a protein of 538 amino acids. The record is from RefSeq and is a predicted model, not a curated record. Gene Ontology annotation, molecular function: indoleamine 2,3-dioxygenase activity; heme binding; metal ion binding. The transcript has a single exon. Gene Ontology annotation, cellular component: cytoplasm.
AUGUCGCGUCCGCUGCAAACGAGCAGCCGCAGCUCGUCGUCGUCGUCCUUGGACGCACUUCGCACGCCCGACUUCGGCCGCAACGGCUCGCACCUCUCGUCGUCGGCCACGUCGGUGCUCGACGAACCCAUCGGCCAUGCCGCCGACCUCGCUCCCAAGCUCGAGUCGGCACUCUCCACCAGCGUCUCCGAAGCGCUCGAGCGCAUGAUCCGCAUCGAGGGCGCAGGCAGCUGGCCACCCAACCCGACCUAUCGCGCCUCGUGGCCCAGGUGCCUUCACAUCUACGAUUCGGUGGCAAUGCAGGCACCGCCCCGAUUCGUCACGCCAGAACUGCGCCCCAACUACACCGAUGCCCAGCUGAGGCGACGCAUCGACGACAACCGCCUCUGGCUCCAGCAGUCGUUGGCCAGCAUCGACGUCGCCCAAGUCAUGGCGACGCUGCCCACGCUCGACGCAAACGCCCGCCUCGGCUUCCUGGCGUGCAUGGCGUAUCUGAUCCACCUCUAUCGUUGGGGCACGCUCCCCGUCGUCGCCAUGGCCCAAGACGAAAAGUCGCUGCGCUUGCCCGAAUCCAUCGCCAAGCCCUUCCACUGGCUCAACGCCUACUUUGGCAUCGAGUCCAGCGGCGGCUGCCUCUACUCGAUGACGCUCGUCAACGUCAUCCGCCAGCACGACGGCCAGCUCGAAAUGGCCUACUCCAACAUGCGACACAUGGCGCAAAAGUCGGUCGUCGAUGCAGAGAGGUACAACGCCUUUGUAUUCUACGAGAUGGAGACGCUCGCACUCGAGCUCUACCGCUCCAUCGCGCAGUGCCAGACGCUCAUGGCGCACGGUCGCGAUGACGAGGCCGCCGAGGCGCUGCAACGAGGCCACGUCGCGCUCAAGGCCGCCUUCCGCCACUUUUUCGACACGCUCAAGGAGGAAAAGAUCCAGAAGGACGUCUGGAUGUCGCACGCUCAGGGCUUCCACGGCUGGGGGGUCGACGACUUUGACGGCGUCUCGGGCGACCACUCGCUGCUCAUCCGCACGCUCGAUGCGCUGCUCGACAUUCCGCUGCGCACCAGCCCCGGCUGCCCCUUUGCCACCGCACAGGUGCCCGUCAAGCCGUGGGAUGCCGUGUGCCCCGUGAGCGGCGCCAAGGCGGGGGCAGAUGUGGAUGCGGAUGUGCGGGCUCCAGGACUGCUGGGUCGGCUGUACAACUGGAUGUGGCCUUCCAGCUCGACACCAACCAAGUUGGCGACGGUGCCGUGCGUGGGGGCGAAGGCGAUGAAGCAGAUCGAGUUUAGCGAGGUGCCGUAUUCGAACGAGUAUCUGCCGCGUGGACAGGUCGAGUGGAUCCAAGCGGUGCGCAGCGCGCGACUGCGAGCACUGGCUUCGGCCAACGGCGACUCGGCCGUGGCGCGCGAGUUGGGCGAGAUGCUCAAGACGUUCAAGCUGUGGCGCAUGGGUCAUACGCGCAAGGCGGUGUAUUACGAGGAUCUGCAUCUGCCCGAACGCAAACCCAUGACUGCGUCGGGGGGUGUAGGUGGCGGCGUGGCCGGCGAGGAGGAGGGUCUGCCUCAGAUGAUGGAGAAGCUCGAGGCGAGGUUGCGCGCCAGGAUUGCCGCGACCAAGUAG